Olea europaea var. sylvestris is the source of this 1065-nucleotide messenger RNA. Its product is annotated as protein P21-like. The transcript has a single exon. NCBI's taxonomy places the organism in Eukaryota, Viridiplantae, Streptophyta, Magnoliopsida, Lamiales, Oleaceae. Gene Ontology annotation, cellular component: extracellular region. The record is from RefSeq and is a predicted model, not a curated record. Bases 157 to 837 code for a protein of 226 amino acids. Gene Ontology annotation, biological process: defense response.
UCACAGAACUAUUUGUCCAUCUUCUCAAAUAUCACAUCAUGAAAAAUCAAAGAAAAUUUCAUCACGUAAUUCCAAGCUUUUGACAAAUACACACCACGAGUAUAUAUCCCUGAUCAUUUCUCCAUUCUCAAUCAAUCUCGAUUCCAAUUCGAAAAAAUGAGUUUCUUCAAAUCCUUUUUUGCAAUUUUUAUGCCUCUUCUGUUCAUCCACAGUUAUGGGAUAAUGAUCACCGUUCAAAACAACUGUCCCUACACUGUCUGGCCCGCCGCCGUGUCCGGCAAAGCAGUGGCCGGUCAAGGUCGCCGCCUCGACAGUGGCCAGACAUGGACGCUCCUCUACCCUUCAACGAAGUUAGUCAAAAUCUGGGCUCGUACUAAUUGCACGUUUAAUUCAUCGGGUAAGGGUAAUUGCCUCACCGGAGACUGCGGCGGCUUGCUUGAAUGCAAAGAGUUAGGUGCAUCUCCGGUGACUGUAGCCGAAUACGGCCUGAACGAUUUCGCCAGAAAAGACUAUUACGAUAUCUCUGUGAUGCACGGGUUUAACGUGCCGAUAUCAUUGACCCCUACUUCAAAUGGAUGCACCAAGAGCAUAAGAUGUGCGAGGGAUCUUACUGCGGAGUGCCCGAACGUAUUGAGAACUCCCGGCGGAUGCCAUAAUCCUUGCACGGUUUAUAAGACGAAUGAGUACUGCUGCGGCGUCGGGCGGUGCCAGCCGACGGAUCUCUCGAGGUUCUUCAAGAUUCGGUGCAAGGACGCCUUCACGUAUCCCGAGGAUGAUCCCACUAGCACUUUCACUUGCCCCCCCGGAACCAAUUACAGGGUUGAGUUCUGUCCUUGAUGGGUUCAACAACGGCGACGGAAUUUGGCCGGAGAAAUUGGUAAAGUAGAAUUAUAAAGAUAUGGAAUAAGAAUCUAGUGAUGUAUACUUGUGAGGUAACCAGCCAUUAUAUGGUGGAGUAUUGCCUAUAUUCUUGUAGAGUAAUUAACUUGUUUUGAUGGAACUUGCUUUGAUAUAUGUUGUUUAUGUUUUUGGGAGUUGUUAAAAAGAUUGUUGUUUUUGGUAUUU